AUGGCGUCAACGGCGCCGGCGGCUGCUCUCCUCUUCCCGCUGCUGCUGACCGCCCAGACGCUGGGCCAGAAGGUGAGCCUGAAGCAGUGGAACGAGCUCAGCGUCGAGCGGUGGGACGAACUGACGCCACUGCUGCCCCGCUCAUCACUGCUGUCGGAGCGCAGUCUGGACGUGCCCGGGGAGCUGCUGCUGACGGAGUUGCCGCUGCUCGGCAAGCAGCUGGGGCGGGCGGCCAGCUCCGCGCGGCACUGGGUCACGCCGUACCAGCUGCAGCGGCUGCCCGCGCAGCGUUUCGACAGUGACGCCCAGGUGGGCGAUUAUGGAAAGUUCGAGUUGUCCACGGGGGUCACGGUCACCUUCACGUCUCUCAACUUCCCGGACCAAUAUCCUCCGGUCCAGUGGAAGACUUGGAUAUUCACGGCGGUCGACGCCGGCGCAUCUCUGCAAAUGACCUGUGACGUCUAUGAACUGGGUGACGGCGACCGAGUGGUGCUACGUAAGUCGGAUAGUGGCAGGCGGACGUACUACAGCUCCGCCGACUCGCCGCCAGAUGUCUAUCAGCGCCGGAUCAUGAUCGAGCUCCGCUCCAGGUCGAGCGGCCGUCUGCGUUGUUCAGUGCAGGCCGUAGCUGGGGCGGGCCGUCCGCCACCAGGUCAAGUGUCUCCCGCACCGCCGCAACCCAAGCCCGUCACGACGCCGGAGCCGACCAAGCCCAAACCCGUAACGCAGCCGGCGCCUGCUAAACCUAAACCUGUGACCCAGCCGGAUGCGGACAAGCCCAAGCCCGUGAACCAACCAGGGUCGGGAAGGCCGACACCAGUGACCCAGCCAGGGUCAGCCAAGCCUGAGCCUGAAGUGGGCAAACCCGCGAGCAGACCGAUUAGCUCGAUAUCCAAGCCAGUGACCACCGGGACUAGGCCGGAGGAUAUUGGCUCCAGAGUGGUGAACAUCAACGACCCCAUCUGCGGCAAGAUCCAAAAGAACAUUCGGAUUGUAGGUGGAAGCCCAGGUGGAGAAGGCGUUUCCAUGGAUGGUGGGUGUGACCAGUUUAAUCGGCAGAGGCCCGUUCUGCGGCGGCAGCAUCAUCAACGAACGCUUCAUCCUGACAGCUGCGCACUGCGUCAGAAGCCGCGAGGCGAGAAGCAUCAGUGUGCUGGUCAGGAAAUUCCAGCGUUACAAAGACCCGGAUCAGAUCCGAUUUUAUGUCAAACGGAUCAUCAAUCAUCCCGACUACAACAAGAUCAAAUCGGACAGCGAUAUUGGACUGCUAGAGCUGAAGGAGUCGCUGCGCGAUCUGAUCUGGCGCGCCGACGGCCGGGUGCGGCCCGUCUGUCUGCCGGAGCGGGCUUGCGGCGGCGGCAGCGGCGCGGCCUGCCUGGUCGAUCGCACCGCACUCAUCGCCGGCUGGGGCCUGCUGCGCCAGGACACGCUCGACUAUCCAGACAUCGCGCUCCAGGUGGAGCUGCCCGUGCUCACCAACGAGCAGUGCAACCGGGACUACGUCGGCGAGCCCUACAACAUCACCGACAACAUGAUCUGCGCCGGCCUGGAGAAAGGCGGCAAGGACACAUGCCAGGGCGACAGCGGCGGUCCGAUGAUGAUCAGAUCCGAUGCCGACGAAAUCCACACGCUCGUCGGUGUCGUCAGCUCCGGCAAGGGCUGCGCGCUGGCCGGCUAUCCUGGAAUCUACACGCGCGUGUCAGAAUAUUUUGACUGGAUCCGGGACAACAGCAUGCUAUAAACAUGGUGAAUCUUGCGUGACGUGGUGAAGAAACAGUUCUGUAAGAGAAAGACCACCUCGCUUCGCCCACUUCAGAUCACCCCAGAGAUCAGACAUUUGUCUAUUUGUUGCGACGCUUGUGAGAUGAAUGACUAUUGCCGUAAGGCCCUGUGAGCGAAGAUCUCAACUCACCUGAUGUUGAAUGUGAACUUGGUGUGUAUGGUGCGGCGGUGUGGUCAUUGCUGCGGGCGGGGGCCGGUAACCGACCUUUGCGGGUCCUGACCGUGCCUUUGCAGUUCGUGAGAAGAUGUGUUACUCGUGAGCUAGCGUAAAAAAACGUGACUUACACCAGUUUGGCGCUACCAUCAGUGAUUCAACAUUUCAGAAUGCUUAGUUUUGUUUUUGAGAUCAAAAUAAAUCCAAAAGCGUGAUUGAACGUUUCAUAAUAUUCCUUGAGCUUUUAUAAAUGUCUACACGUUUGAAAAUGCGCCUUGAUUUUCCUCUCCUAGGAACAUCUCAGCACCGCUGCACGGGUUUGUAUGUCUCGACAUAGUGAAUAUUAAGAAUACAGGUCACUGAUCUACACAUAUUUGUCUCAUGUCGUUUGAUUUCUCUACGAAAAAGUAAAUCGGAUGCGGUUUGGUGUCCGAUUCGAGGCAGGGCAGUACAGGUGUCAAAGCAGAACAGGGUUUGGUGCAUUUGAUCUGUCUUAAGAAUAUUUGGUGUUCAUAUGAACAUGGCAGAUGAAUUAAUAGAUGUCUAUUUGGAAUUAUGUUAAAAAAUGCCGCAUUGCUUAAGACUAGGCUGCAUUUCUAAAGUCAUACUAGUGAUAAAUCCGUUCUGCGUUGUAAUGCUGUGUGUACGUAAACUUCUGUUUGCGUCAUAGGACAAGUGACCUUGUUACUGUUUGCUGGUUUUAAAUAAAUUCUCUGCGUAUUUAAAAGCGUUGAUAAAAGGUAUCGAUAAAAUAGUACUAAAAGCGUUAUUCCUUGGAGAGAAACCAGGAGAAUGAAAAUGUAGAUGCACUGAAUUUUUCAUGCUCACUUCUUCUCUUUGUUUCGAUAUAGGCAUGCUGCCGAAAUAUCAACGCAUCUAUAUUCCGUUCUCCUGGUUUUUCUUCGAGGAACAAGGCUAUUACUACCGUCUCAUCUACGUGAAUAAUGCUCCUCGCAAAUGCACUUAACAACUUACGUAAAAACGUAUUGAUGUCAUGGGGUCAUGAAUGAAAUAAAAAAGAA
This is a messenger RNA of Pollicipes pollicipes, 2958 nucleotides long. Its product is annotated as trypsin II-P29. Gene Ontology annotation, biological process: proteolysis. The record is from RefSeq and is a predicted model, not a curated record. Gene Ontology annotation, molecular function: serine-type endopeptidase activity. The coding region runs from base 1031 to 1741 and encodes 236 amino acids. The transcript has 9 exons. Lineage: Eukaryota; Metazoa; Arthropoda; Thecostraca; Pollicipedomorpha; Pollicipedidae.